Molecule: messenger RNA, 1492 nt
Organism: Eleginops maclovinus (Patagonian blennie)
Lineage: Eukaryota; Metazoa; Chordata; Actinopteri; Perciformes; Eleginopidae
Gene: meis2b
Product: Meis homeobox 2b
Exons: 12
Coding region: 329-1321 (330 amino acids)
Biological process (GO): animal organ morphogenesis; positive regulation of transcription by RNA polymerase II; brain development
Molecular function (GO): RNA polymerase II cis-regulatory region sequence-specific DNA binding; DNA-binding transcription activator activity, RNA polymerase II-specific
Source: RefSeq, a predicted model, not a curated record
GCGCACUGAUCAGAGGACUGAGCCGCGGACCGCCAGCGCAUUCCUGUGACAGAGACAACUGAUGCUCGGAACUAACAUCAAACACAUCUGACAGAUUAGCUCUGAUCCUCCCGCUGAAGGACCAGGAAAGCAGCGUGCCACUUUACCAGUGCGCCUUUUGGCACUCGUGACGCGAGGACAAAUGCUGUUUGUGAUCACUUUGCUUUGAUUUCAAGCGUUAUUGAUUUUCUCCAGAACAGGACAGGAUUAUAACUCCCUUUUGGAUUUUAAAAGUCAUCAAUUUCAUCAACCCCAAACUUUUCUGAUCGUCUAGAAAUUGCGCACGGAGAUGGCGCAAAGGUACGAUGAGCUGGCUCACUACGGAGGCGCGAUGGAUGGAGUCGGGGUCCCGGCCUCCAUGUACGGGGACCCACACGCACCUCGGCCGCUGCCCCAGGUCCACCACCUGAACCACGGGCCGCCUCCCCACCCUACCCAGCACUAUGGAGCCCACGCGCCGCACAACAUCAUGCCCAGCAGCAUGGGCAGCGCUGUGAACGACGCACUGAAGAGGGACAAGGACCAAAUCUACGGACACCCUUUAUUCCCGCUGCUGGCUCUGGUGUUCGAGAAGUGCGAGCUGGCGACCUGCACGCCCAGAGAGCCGGGGGUGGCGGGGGGCGACGUGUGCUCUUCCGACUCCUUCAAUGAAGACAUAGCAGUGUUUGCAAAACAGAUCCGCGCAGAGAAACCUUUAUUCUCAUCGAAUCCAGAGCUGGAUAACCUGAUGAUUCAAGCAAUUCAAGUCCUACGGUUUCAUCUCCUGGAAUUAGAGAAGGUGCAUGAGCUCUGUGAUAACUUCUGCCACCGGUACAUCAGCUGCCUGAAAGGCAAAAUGCCCAUCGACCUAGUCAUAGAGGACCGGGACGUCUGCAAGUCGGACUUUGACGACAUGUCCGGAUCCUCCACCAACCUUGCAGAACAUAACCCAGCGUCCUGGAGAGACAUGGAUGACGCCCACUCCACGCCCUCUGUGGGCACCCCGGGUCCGUCCAGCGGGGGACAUGUCUCUCAGAGCGGGGACAACACCAGUGAACUCGGAGACGCCCUCGACAACAGCCUGGCAUCUCCGGGAACGGGAGACGAGGAUGACCAGGACAAGAAGAGGCAGAAGAAACGAGGCAUCUUCCCCAAAGUAGCCACAAAUAUAAUGAGAGCGUGGCUCUUCCAGCACCUUACGCACCCGUACCCCUCAGAGGAACAGAAAAAGCAGCUAGCACAAGACACAGGCCUCACCAUCCUUCAAGUGAACAACUGGUUUAUCAAUGCAAGAGGAGAAUAGUCCAACCUAUGAUUGACCAGUCCAACAGAGCAGUGAAUCAGGGUUCUGCCUACAGUCCAGAUGGCCAGCCAAUGGCAGGCUUUGUUCUUGAUGGGCAGCAGCACAUGGGUCUCAGACCUGGAGGGCCGAUGGGUGGCAUGGGUAUGAACAUGGGCAUGGACGGACAGUGGC